GUCCCCGGACGCCCCUCACGCUGCCUGGCAGCUCCCGCCUGCCCGCGGCUCACUAUUCCAGAUGUGCGCCCUCCCUCCCCUGCCUGCACGAGCGCCGGUCCUGGAAGGCCUCGGUUCCAGCCCGCAGCCCCAAGAAGCGCUGAGUUCCGAGCGGACUCUUCGCCUCCAAAAGUUCCGGGCCGAUGUCCCAGGUGAGCGACCGGCGCCUCUCUCUCUGCGACGCGCCCCAUGGAGCCCCCAGCGCAGCCCCUGACCCAGCCCAGACGCUGUCCCUCCUGGCCGGGCUGGAGGUAGUAACAGGAUCUGCUCACCCAGUGGAGGCAGCGCCAGAGGAGGGGUCCCUGGAGGAGGCAGCGCCCCCUAUGCCCCAAGACAAUGGCCCUGGGGACCCUCCAGCUCUGGACAGCACUGACCUCGAUGUCCCCACAGAAGCUGUGACAUGCCAGCCUCAGGGGAACCCCUUGGGCUGCACCCCACUACUGCCUAAUGGCUCUGGCCACUCCUCGGAGCUGGGCGGCGCUAGGCGGGCGGGGAACGGUGCCCUGGGUGGCUCCAAGACCCAUCGGAAGUUGCAGACGCACCCAUCCCUGGCCAGCCAGGGCAGCAAGAAGAGCAAGGGCAGCAGCAGACCGGCUGCCUCCCAGAUCCCCCUCCAGGCACAGGAAGACUGCUGUGUGCACUGCAUCCUGUCGUGCCUGUUCUGCGAGUUCCUGACGCUGUGCAACAUCGUCCUGGACUGCGCCACGUGCGGCUCCUGCAGCUCCGAGGACUCGUGCCUCUGCUGCUGCUGCUGCGGCUCCGGGGAGUGCGCCGACUGCGACCUGCCCUGCGACCUGGACUGCGGCAUCCUGGACGCCUGCUGCGAGUCCGCUGACUGCCUGGAGAUCUGCAUGGAGUGCUGCGGGCUCUGCUUCUCCUCCUGACCCGCGCAAGCGCCAGCAGCCACCUCCCCACGCCCGCUCCCCCUCCCACCCACCCAGGGCCCCCGCACAGGACCCCAGCCGCAGUGAGAACGGUGGGGGUGGGGGUGGGGGAGUGCUCGGAGAGGCCCGGCCCCCACAGCAGAGAAGCCCAGCAGCCUGGCCAGGUCAUCAGGGCCAGAAGGACCUGGUGGGGUGGGUGGGAGCGGGUGUGACGAUCCGGGACCAGCCGCCAGGGCUGCAGAACACUGUGAAAGUUAGGGGGCGCCGAGAAGCGGAGAGGUGUGCACCGUCUCUACCUCUCACUGCUCCCCGGCUCCCGGCUGCUGCCCCAGGCUUGGAGGAGAGCAAAAUGUGAAGAGACACCUGCCCACCCAGCCCUCAGAAAGGGCCCUCCCCGCCUCCUCUCCUGGUCUCCUGCUGGGGCCUAACCCAUGCAGUGAGCA
This is a messenger RNA of Lepus europaeus (European hare), 1366 nucleotides long. RefSeq names its product MyoD family inhibitor (gene MDFI). The record is from RefSeq and is a predicted model, not a curated record. The transcript has 5 exons. Lineage: Eukaryota; Metazoa; Chordata; Mammalia; Lagomorpha; Leporidae. Bases 183 to 923 code for a protein of 246 amino acids.